CUUGAACUUGAACUUUUCCUCCACCGAAUUCGAAGAAAUGUCGAAACGAGGAGGAUCUCCCCCAGCAGAAGGAACUCUCGUCAAGAGAGCCAGAGCCACCCCUCCACCUUCCAAUCAAAUUGCCAUAUCUUCAUCGAAUGACGAACGGUCAAAAGGCCUCAUUCGAACAGUAAAACGAACAAGUAGCUUGGAAGCGCCAAUUAUCAGCCUUGCGGGCGCUCAUUCUUUCUGGAGCGUAGGCCUGAAAUUCCUAAGUUGUCGCUUCGACCCAACAGGUCAGAAUAUAGCUGCCUGCUCAGCCGACCGGAGUGUCUCCUUCUGGAGAACAUAUCCACCAAACUCAAACUAUGGUCUUCUCUCAAAUUUCUCCAAGGCGCCUAUAUUAGAUCUCCAAUGGUCGCUUUGCUCCCCCACACUAUACACCGUUGCUGCAGACCACACGCUCUGCCUGACAGACGUGACCACUGGUCACCGGAUACGCAAAAUUCGCGCUCAUCGCGAGAUAAUAAACAGUGUUGACCGGACUAUGGCCGGGGGAGCUGGUACCGAGCUUGUCGCUACGGGUUCAGAUGACGGCACCGUGAAAAUAUGGGAAGGUGGAGAGGAAGGAGGAAAACAGGCCGUGGCAACGUUCGAUAUAGGAUGCCCUGUCACGUCGGUAUGCUGGGGAGCCGACGGCGCAAAUGUGUAUAUUGGCGCUUUGGACAACGAAAUCCAUGUAUACGAUCUUAGAAAAAGCCAACAAGUGUACACGCUUACGGGGCAUAACGAUACGCCAACGUCAUUGGCGCUCUCUCCGAACGGAAACUACCUUCUCUCUCCCUCCUUCUCGUCGCACACCAUUAUCCAUGAUAUCCGACCCUUCUCUUCCUCUCCGACACGGAUACAUCGUGUCUUGCAGGGUGCACCGGCUGGAUUCGAGAACACCCUUCUACGAGGGGCAGUGUGUAUAUGGGACGCCGACAGUGGCAAGAUAUUGUACAAACUUCCUGGCCACAAGGGAACAGUCACUUCAGUAGACUUCCACCCCAAGGAACCUAUCAUCCUCACCGGCAGCAAAGACGGCACGAUGAUCUUGGGAGAAAUCGAAGCUGGAAUGAAGGUGUAGGGCUAGCGUAUUACGGCGAGUGAUGUACAUAGCAGGA
This is a messenger RNA of Desarmillaria tabescens, 1145 nucleotides long. Its product is annotated as WD40-repeat-containing domain protein. The transcript is spliced from 7 exons. The record is from RefSeq and is a predicted model, not a curated record. Gene Ontology annotation, cellular component: catalytic step 2 spliceosome. Bases 38 to 1108 code for a protein of 356 amino acids. Gene Ontology annotation, molecular function: protein binding; RNA binding. NCBI's taxonomy places the organism in Eukaryota, Fungi, Basidiomycota, Agaricomycetes, Agaricales, Physalacriaceae.